UCUGUCGGCUUCACUCUGCUCUGUGUGUUGAGUCCUGAACCGCAGUAAACAGCAGACAUACAACGAAUGACAAACAAAUAAACACAGUGACAGACAACUGCAGCAAUGGGCAAGUUACAUUCUCAGUUGGCCAACCCCAAAGACGAGAGUCAGGACGCGCUGACGGUGUCCGGAGAGUACAGAGACGGAGAGGAGGAUGGGAAGAACGGAGACGUAUCGCAGUUCCCCUACGUGGAGUUCACUGGACGGGACAGCGUCACGUGCCCGACAUGUCAGGGCACCGGCAGAAUACCACGAGGCCAAGAGAAUCAGCUCGUUGCUCUGAUUCCGUACAGCGACCAAAGGCUGCGGCCGAGCAGGACAAAGCUGUAUGUCACGAUAUCAGUCGCACUUUGCCUGCUGCUGUCUGGUCUCGCUGUUUUCUUCCUAUUCCCUCGCUCUAUUGAUGUCUCUUACGUGGGAGUGAAGUCCGCCUACGUCUCCUACGACCUGGACAAACGAAUCGUCUAUCUCAACAUUACAAGCACUCUGAACAUCACCAAUAACAACUACUACACCAUAUCUGUGACCAACAUCACAGCCCAAGUGCAGUUCUCCAAGACGGUGAUCGGCAAGGCCAAGUUCAGCAACAGCUCAGUGAUCAUACCUCUGGAUGAACGACAGAUUGACUACACAGUUCCCACCACCAUUGCUGAUGAGAUGAGUUAUAUGUUUGACUACUGCACCUUGCCGACCAUUAAAGUUCACAAUAUAGUGGUCAUGAUGCAGGUGACGGUGACCACGUCUUACUUUGGCCACGCGGAGCAGGUCUCCCAGGAGAUGUACCAGUACGUGGACUGUGGGGGGAACACCACCUCCUUGCACGGGCACGUGCAGGUCUACCAAUAAAGGAAGAGAAAAGAGUCCAUGCAUUAAGUACUGCUGCGACUGAGAAUCUUAGAGAAAAAACUGGGCUGGGAAGUCUUUCCGCAUUGACAAAGGAAUAAUGGACAGGGAUGUAUUUUUCUUAAACCAGUCAGUGGCUCAUCCGUUCGUAAAUUCCCAACCACUUUCUUCUUUUAAAGUCAAAUGUGACUAUUAAAAGAGCUCCAUUUGGUUGGUUACUUGUCGAACAGGCUGGUAAAAGCAGACAAACACAGCCAGAAAUUUUGAAGGAUUUGCCUCAAGAUUUGACGUUAUUUUCACCCUGGUGCCAACGAAAUAGACAUAAUUUAAUAUUCACAUUAAUGGUAGACAUUCCCAUCAUGUUUACACCAUCACUCCUCAGCAGUAAAAUUACUGAAAGCAAUAGUUUCACAUGUGAUGCACUUUAACCCGAUCCUUAUCUACAGAUAUUAAGAAUGUCCUCCGAGUGCUCCCAACUUCUUUAUACCACUUUAACGAAAAAUACAACAACUGAGGUUCAAGAUUUUUUUGACAGUAAAAACCACUGAGCUGUUCCUGACCGCCUUGUUUUACCUCUUUCCUUUCUCUUUUUAUUUUGUUACAUGAAUAUAAUUGAUAAUGUGUAGUGCAAAAUAGAUGACUUAUUGUUUUAUGUGAUUUUUUUUGCAGGGUUGUUUAUUUUUUCUUUGAAAAUAGAAAUCUUUUCUAAUGUUUUGCUAUCAUUCACCCGAGUGACUUCAUAAAAGCUAAUGUGACUACUUUGAAGAGGUGACAAAAUAACAUUGUGAAAGGGAUAUUUUUUAUUUCAUAGCAAAUGUGGCAGCAAUAUAUUGGGCUAUAAACUAAGAAUUGUGUAAAUGUAAAAUAUGUAUUUGCUGGCUUGCUAUAUAAUUUCUGCUGUGGGAGCAGCUUCCUUCCCUUUUAAUGAGGUUGUCCUAUUUUUGUGAGCUGUGGUGUCAUUCGCAAUGACGUGUUUGCUAUUUUAAUCCUCUCUACAUUUAAAACUUGUGUCAUGCUGACUGCUAUUGUUUGAAAUUGAAAUUAUUAUGACAUUGUCACUUUUGUUUGCCUUCAUAUUUUGGAUAGGUUUUUCAAACACACCAUGCAACGACUUUUGUCUGACAGAAUAUAAAAAGUAUGAAUACAAGUUAUUUUAAAGUUUCAGAUCCUAAUUCAUUUGUACAGGUACGAUAAAAUGCAAUAUGCAAGUUUAACAAUUUCUACACAGCCAUCAUUAGACUGUUUAGGUCUAGAUUCAGCCCCUCUUCUUAUUUGAUUAGACAGACCGUGUAAAUGUGUCACUGCCUCUAACUCUUUGGUUUUGUGUUUCUCAUGCAUGAAGCUGAAAAAUAAAAUCAUGACUUAUUUUGAAA
Messenger RNA from Plectropomus leopardus (leopard coralgrouper), 2258 nucleotides. It is a transcript of the gene tmem106ba, whose product is annotated as transmembrane protein 106Ba. Lineage: Eukaryota; Metazoa; Chordata; Actinopteri; Perciformes; Serranidae. The record is from RefSeq and is a predicted model, not a curated record.